AAGACGGACGUGAACCAAUUUCUUAACCAAAAUUUAUAUUUUAAUUUAACAAUUAAAAUAUAUGAUUUAAUAAUUAAAUUCCCAUUUUUUAAUUACUUUUUCAUUAAAAAAAUUUAAACAAAAACUUUUCAAUAUAAUAAAUUUUAUUAUAUGUAUAGUUUUUCUACUUUAUUUAUUUACUCCGCCUUUUUUCCUACAAACCCUAAUUUUCAUAAAUCAGUCUGUAGAAUCUGUGAACUAGAGUUGUAGUUUUUCUCUGUAAUAGUUGAAUUUUUUGUUUGUGAAAAAAAAAAAGUUUAAAUUUUGAAGCUUUUUAUCUUUCUCUGAAAUGGUGAAGGUUUAAGCUACAGUGUUACGUUUUUUUCGGAUUUUAUCUUCAAAAUUGAAAAAUCUGCUUCUGGGUUUUCAUCAUUUCUGAAAAAGUUUGUGUUUUUAAAGCUAGAGUUGUAGUUUUUGUGUUGUUACAAAUUUUACUGAGUUCAAAUUUGAUUGUGCUGUUUCUGGGUAUCUUAGUUUUACAUUGAAGUAUAUAGUUUCUGAACAAAGAUUUAAUUUUUCAAACUUUUGAGCUUUUGGGGUGUCUUAGUUUUUCUUUGAUUCUCAAAAAAAUGGAAGAAAGAGAGAUUUUUGGUUCUGGGCAUGCUGUUAAUGUUAAUCAGGCCCCACAGAGCUUCAACUUAGCUCAAAAUUCAUUGAAUUUUUCUGGGCCCACAGGAGAGUUGCCGACUCCGGCGAGUGCACCGGCUGCGGCUGUUGGCGGUAUGGAGGUAAAGAAGAAGAGGGGUAGGCCUAGGAAGUCUGAAUCUGGAAGUAAACCGGCGUUGUCGCCUAUGCCGAUUUCGGCCUCCAUUCCUUUGACUGGAGAUUUCUCUGGUUGGAAAAGUGGUGGAGGGAAGCCUUUUGAAUCAAUAAAAAAGCCUUUGAAGUUAAAUGAUUUUGAUGAAGAUGAUGGAACAGCUUCCCCUGGUUCCAAUUUCAAAACUCACGUGCUUACAGUAAAUUCCGGAGAGGAUGUCUCGAUGAAAAUCAUGUCUCUCUCUCAACAAGAAUAUCAUACUAUAUCCAUUCUAUCUGCGACUGGCACAAUUUCCAAUGUCACACUUCGCCAGUCGGAUGCUAGUGGCGGUACUUCGACGUAUGAGGGAAUGUUUGAGAUUCUUUCCUUGAGCGGCUCAUUUGUGCCAACCGAGAAUGGACUGACAAAGAGCAGAGCUGGUAGAAUGAGUGUCUCAUUGGCAGGUCCUAAUGGUCGUGUUUUUGGGGGUGCACUGGCUGGUUUGCUUGUAGCUGCUGGUUCUGUGCAGGUUGUGGUUGCGAGUUUUCAACCAGAGCAGCAGAAACCAAAGAAGCAAAGGACCGAUUAUACGUCACCACCUGCCCCUCCUACAUCAUCUCAUAUUAAUAAUCAUGUUUCUGCUGAACAAUUGAAACCUAUCAUGUCACCGGCCGGCUUUAACUUUGCUUCUUUCGGCAAUGGCCAAGGCUCUGGCAACUCAUCAUCAUCCGCAGAUGAUGAUGAGCAUGUCUAACCCUAGCCGUUCAAAUGCUGGAGUUGCAUACUCAUGUUUAACUCAUUGAUUCUUACAGUUAUUGAUUGAAGGAGAUUAAAGUUUUUACUAUAAGAAAUUGUUAUAUUUGGGACUUGUAGGUAUUGGUUAAAAAUGUAGCUAUCUAAUAUUGUUGUAGCUAUUAGAUUUAGGAUAACAUGUUAUGUCCAUCUUUAGAUUUUACAAGAAUGUUUGAAUUUUGAAAUUUGAGUGUGUGGAAUGUUUCUAAAUUGUAACCUAACAUUAUUAUAUCACUUUUUGUUUUGAAAGAGGAAA
Trifolium pratense (red clover) is the source of this 1823-nucleotide messenger RNA. Its product is annotated as AT-hook motif nuclear-localized protein 6. The transcript has 5 exons. Gene Ontology annotation, molecular function: minor groove of adenine-thymine-rich DNA binding. Lineage: Eukaryota; Viridiplantae; Streptophyta; Magnoliopsida; Fabales; Fabaceae. The coding region runs from base 609 to 1529 and encodes 306 amino acids. The record is from RefSeq and is a predicted model, not a curated record.